This is a messenger RNA of Heterobilharzia americana, 2712 nucleotides long. The record is from the annotation of a GenBank genome assembly. Lineage: Eukaryota; Metazoa; Platyhelminthes; Trematoda; Strigeidida; Schistosomatidae.
ACACAUUUAAAUUGACUGAAAAUGAUUUGGAUUAUUUCUCAGUUGUAUUUCAUUCUUAUAUCCUUUUACUUGAAUACUUCCAUUCGCUCAGAUAAUGAGAUAUCUUCAUUGCAUCACAUUACCCGCUGAUUGGAAGAUCCAAUUUCUGCAUAUGCCUAUGUCAUCUUCGGGAUCAGAUGUUGUUUUAACCUAUCACAGUAACUUCCGUUUUUGGAGACAAUGAAGAAAUUAAUUUUCCUUGUUCUUGAGCCUUCCUCGACGGUUUUCAGAGAUUCAAAACAAUUUGCGUACAAACACAGGAGAAGUACUUUACAUGCCGUCACUGUCUUGCAUCAUAAUAUUGUUUUUCAGUCUAAAUAAAGAUGUCAACAUUUGAAUUUGUUCCUAGGCCAAACUUGUUAAAUGAGCUUGCCAUGGCUCAUACUUAGCCAUGGGUUACAAGGUGGCUGCAAGCUUAUUUUUCUGGAAUGAAACAGAUAUACUGUUUAUAAAGGUUUUUCCACCUGGUGGACGUUUCGAUAUCCAAAUUAAUUACACAAACGAACAGUCGACAGUAAGAAAUGGAGAUGUUUGCGACUUGCAGAUUAAUUAUUGUGAUGUUUUCAUAAAAUUUGAAAUGUAUGCAUUGAUUGGGAAGAAUUCAAGGUCACUUUUUCGCAAGACAACGGAUACCAAAUCAGAUACUCUCACAUAUCAAGCUUAUAUAUCACAAGAAAUAAAUGAAAGUUUACAUGAAUUGUAUCGCUUGGAACUACAUGUAUACGAUGAAGAUGUAUUUGAUGCACAUGAUCUCAUAACCUAUGCAAGUGGCUUGUAUCAACCGAAUACAAUGAGUACAUUUCAGAAAAUUCCGCUACAUUACAAACACCCAAGCACCUCCUUCAGCUUAAGUGUAUCCAUAAGACUAAAGUGUAAUCCAAAUUAUUAUGGAAUAAAGUGUAACGUGUACUGUUUUCCGCAUUCAUGGGCGUACAAAUGUAAUACUGAUGGGACAAAAUUGUGUACAGCUGGUAGAUACGGAGCUAAUUGUGAUUACGUUGAUUUUUGUAAGAUUUAUCCCUGCCCUAAGAACACGCGCUGCAAAAAUCUACCUGGAGAAAAUCGUCGUAAAUGCAUUUGUAAAAACUAUGAGGGUGCAGAAUGUCAUUCAUUUUAUUAUUCCUGCGAUCGAUCACCGUGUAAAAAUGGCGGUCAGUGUACCCUACUGCGUGAUUUUAUCGAAAAUGACAACACUGGUGUAUUGGUGAAUAAUGUUCAAAACAUUGAUGACGUCCCUGAAAAUACUGACGAUGAAACGAUAUGUAUUUGUCCAGAUAACUGGACUGGGCAGUUUUGUACGAAACCAGUUGUUGACUGUAUAGUAGAAAAUGAAAAGCAUGAACUUUCAGAUACAAGACGUACAAAUCGUUUUUGUUUAAACGGCGGGGUUUGUAUAAACCAUUCCAGUAAUGCAAGUGCUCGAUGCUCAUGUCCGCCUGAAUGGGAUGGAUAUUUUUGUGAAUUGAGUAAGGGAUGGUCUGUUGGGAAAGCCUUCGGAGUCGUUUUCACUGUCGUUAUUGCUAUCUUUUUAAUUCUUUUCAUUGGAUUCUUCGUUUGGCUAUACUUUUUAUCAAAACGCUCACACAUUCAAAGACGUUACGAAAUCACUUAUCCAUCCGAGUAUCAAUAUAAUGAUAUGAACGUCAAUAAAAAAACUAAUGGAAAUAUGAGAGUUUACACGAAGCCUAAAACAACCCUCUGCACUGCAAAUGAUGAACGUUCACCAACUGGUCUUCGCACAUUUGGUAAAGCUAUCAAUUCUGAAGUGAAUCCUUUAAAAGUACAGAAUGACUAUGAAAUACUGUAUACAACAGAAGGAAUAAACAAUAGUAAUGAUAAUAGCGAUUUCAUCAGUAAGAAUGAAGAGACUGAUUUUCAUAAAACACUUGAAACUUUCCCUCCAAGAGAUGGAAGUUAUGAUGAUGAUGAAAGUAUUUACGUCAAUUGUAACAGUCUGAUAUUAGGCAGAAAACAGAACAAUUCAUCCAGCGACUUUAAACUAAAUCCUUGAUGAGUAGUCUUUACGUUACACUUCAUUUAUUGAUAUCAAAUAAUGAAAUGUAAUCGGAGAAUUAUGUUGGAGACGACAUGACUAUCAUAAAUUCUUUUAUUUUUGGUUUAACUUAUAUAUUCUCAAACAAAAGAUAUCAUUUCCUAUCCUUUUUUGCUUGUCAGCCCACAAACUGCACUCUUCAUCGUUUACCACUCUAUACCAUUAGCUACCCAAGUUCCGAGUGGAGAGUUAUUUCAUAAUGUUGUGUUCAUGCUCUUCUCGAUACUUUUGUUGUUUAGCGUGACAGAAAAAAGUCAAAAUCAUACUGUUGAAGGUAUUUCACUGAGAAUUCGGAAUUCUGGCAAUCUGAAAUAACACGAAAUCUAUCCAUUUUCAGUAAAUGCCAAUUGUGUCAGUUUUACUGGCCUUCAGUUUAAGUGUACUACAGAAGUUUUUCAAAGUAUUGAGAGAAAAAAGUGACAAUCUGCUCUCUGUAGUAUCACAGACUAUCGCCUAUCUUAUUUCAUAUAUAAAUCAUGUUGCUUCACAAAUUUAUAAAAUACUGGAGACAUCUAUGAAAAAUAAUUAACUUCAUCUUUCAUAUUUGGUACGUUGUGAAAAUAUUCAAAAGUGUUUGUAUUUAAAUGUAGAUAUAAUAAGAACAUAAUAAAGUCGAAACC